AUGGACUUCUUCAAAAAGGUUGGCGAGCACGUCGAGGGCCUCAGCCAGCAGGUUGAGAACGCCUUUGGCGGCAAGGAAGAGCAGCAGCAUUCUGAAUCUCACGGCGGAGGGAGCCACAGCUAUCACGCCCAGCAGACCGCCAACAACCGCUACCAGUCCUUUGCCCCGGAGUCUAGCGGCAACGCCAAGUGGUAUGUCGACGGUGCCUCUUACUUCUGGGCCGUCUCGCAGGCGAUUGAGCAGGCCCGGGAGAACAUCUUCAUCCUCGACUGGUGGCUGAGCCCUGAGCUGUACCUCCGUCGUCCUCCGGCCAAGAAUGAGCAAUACCGCCUGGACCGCAUGCUCAAGGCCGCUGCCGACCGGGGUGUCAAGGUUUAUAUCAUCGUCUACAAGGAGGUUGAGGCAGCCCUCACUCUGAAUUCGGCGCAUACGAGAACCUCUCUGGAGAAACUCAGCGACAAUAUCCGCGUUUUCCGGCACCCUGACCAUCUCCCUACUGGCUAUGAUCUCACCAAGGAGCUGGGCAAGUCGUUCAAAGCUUUGACCAACAUGGAUCUGGCCAAGGCUUCUGGUGAUGCCAUCAAGGCUGUCUACGGUACUGCAGACGGCAUUGUCCUGUACUGGGCACACCACGAGAAGUUGCUCGUUGUUGACAAUGGAAAACUGGCUUUUAUGGGUGGACUUGAUAUGUGUUUCGGACGAUGGGACACCAGCAGUCACCCGAUUGCCGACGCUCAUCCUGGUGACUUGGACGCUAUCAUCUUCCCUGGACAGGACUACAACAAUGCCCGAGUUUAUGACUUUGCCGAUGUUCAAGACUGGAACCAGAACAAGCUUGACCGUACCAAGAGCUCUAGAAUGGGCUGGUCUGAUGUGGCUCUGAGCAUGAACGGACCCAUUACUAGCAACCUUGUCGAUCAUUUCGUCGACCGAUGGAACUUCAUCUUCAAGGAGAAGUAUGCCAAGAAGAACCCAGGCAAGUAUCACAAGCUUGAGCUACCACCGUCAAACUUCUCUGGUCACCGGGGUGGGCACUCUGGAGAGGACGAUGACUACCUGGGCGGCUUUACGGAACAUUUCAGCCGCGGCAUGAACAAGCUCAUGUCGUUUGGAGAUGAUGAUGAUGAGCCGCGUCACCGUAGACAUCGAUCCCGCGAUGGCGAUAUGCCUCGAAUUCAGCUGACUCGAAGCUGCUCUGAGUGGUCUUCUGGCCAUCCUGUCGAACACUCCAUCGCCAAUGCAUACACCGAUGCCAUUCGCAACGCUAGACACUUUGUCUAUAUCGAGAACCAGUUCUUUAUCACCGCUACCGAUGAUAAGCAGCGUCCUGUUAAGAACAAGAUCGGUGCUGCCAUCGUGGACCGAAUCGUUCGUGCCUUUCAAGAAGGACAACCCUUCCACGUCUGGGUGCUCAUGCCAGCCGUCCCUGCAUUCGCCGGCGACCUGCAGGCCGAGGAGGCACUGGGAACUCGCGCCAUUAUGGAAUUCCAGUACAACUCGAUCAGCCGCGGUGGCUACAGUAUCAUCGAGCAACUCCGCAAGGCCGGUAUCCGUGACCCUGGCAGGUACAUUGGAUUCUACAACCUCCGCAACUAUGACCGCAUCAACACGUCUCGAACCAUGGCUGAUGUGGAGGCCCGCGCCGGUGUGUCAUACGAAGAGGCUAGAAGGGAAAGGGACCAGGAGCUCGGCGGCUACCCCGACUCAGACUAUCGUGGUGGCGACGAGAACCGUGGAUACUCCGAAUCCAGGGGAUAUCAAUCCGAGUCCAGAGGAUAUCAAAGCGAGAGGUCUGGUGGUAGAUAUGAUCGAAAUGACGAUCGUGGUGGAUAUUCCGAUUCCAGAUACGGUGGUAGGCCCAGGGAUGAUGACUACCGUGGAGGAUAUCAAGACAACAGACAGGGCGGUAGGGAUCCAUACAGCCACCCGAAUGCCGAUCCUCGGUUUGAGGGCAGACCUCAGCGUCAGGAGUACCAAGGAGGGUACUCUAGUCCUACCUAUGGCGGUAGGCCACAUGAUGACGAUUAUGGCCGCCGACCCGACUCUCAAGGCUACGGCCGAAGACCUGAGCGCGACGACUACCGUCACCCCGGCGCGGACCCAAGGUUCGACGGAAGACCGGAGCCCGGUCGGUACCAGGGAGGACACGAAGAGUCGAGGUACGACAGUCGACCACAGCGCCAAGAGUAUCAGGGCGGCGGAUACUCUGAGCAUUCGAGAUACGAGCAGAAGACGACGACGUACGAGCAGCAGUCCGGCCACUCUCGCCCCUCGCACGAUCGAUACGACAGAUAUCAGCAAGAGGCCCACAAGGUUGCGGAUAGGACUCUCGACACCAUCAGUGCUUGCUACAUGGACCAAGGCCCAAGGGUUACUGACCUGCGCUGGGACGGCAACCCUGAGGAUGAGAUCAACGCUUUCGUGACUGAGGAACUCUACAUCCACAGCAAGCUGCUCAUCGUCGACGAUCGUCUUGUCAUCUGCGGCUCAGCCAACCUGAACGAUCGUUCCCAGCUAGGAUCUCACGACUCCGAGAUCGCUGUUGUCAUCGAGGAUCCCACCCCCGUCGAGUCCUACAUGGACGGCCGCCCCUACACGGCCUCCCGCUUUGCCUCGUCUCUCCGGCGCUACAUCUUCCGCAAGCACCUCGGCCUCAUCCCCGACCAGCGCUGGGAUCAGCCCAACCAGAACUGGACUCCCGUCGACCGUGACCCCAACGUCUACGACUGGGGCUCCCCGGCCGACCUCCUGGUCCGCGACCCGCUGCACCCCAAGUUCCAGCAGCUCUGGACCGACACGGCGCGAGUCAACACCGAGACCUUUAGCCGGGCCUUCCACCCCGUGCCCAACGACCACGUCCGCACCUGGAAGGACUAUGACGAGUUCUUUGCCAGCCACUUCAUCAUCCCCGGCAAGAAGGGCCAGAAGCCCGAGGAGGAGGCCAAGAAGGGCAAGGUCGAGUACGGCCACAUCGUGCGCGAGGAGUUCCCCGGCGGCGUCAACGAGGUCAGGCAGUGGCUGUCGCGCAUCCGCGGCACCCUGGUGGAGAUGCCUCUCGACUUCCUUGUCGACGUCGACGAUAUUGCCAAGGAGGGUCUGACGCUCAACGAUCUCACUAAUGAGCUCUACACCUAG
Messenger RNA from Fusarium keratoplasticum, 3135 nucleotides. RefSeq names its product Phospholipase D. The transcript is spliced from 9 exons. The record is from RefSeq and is a predicted model, not a curated record. Gene Ontology annotation, molecular function: catalytic activity. The coding region runs from base 1 to 3135 and encodes 1044 amino acids. Lineage: Eukaryota; Fungi; Ascomycota; Sordariomycetes; Hypocreales; Nectriaceae. Gene Ontology annotation, biological process: cell motility.